AUGUUUGAAAGGUUUCUAACCGAAGCACUUACGAACCAUUUCGGACACUUGAUUGCCAAUUUGGACGCCGAUAAUAUUCGGGUGUCGGCUUGGAAUGGCGAACUUGUCCUGAAGGAUCUGAAGUUGCGUCCGGAUGCUUUGGAACGCAUCCUUGGUGGUGAUGCGAAAAAGAAGUCCUGUCCCUUUGAAAUUUGUUACGGACAUGUUGGCCAUCUCGAAUUGCGCAUACCGUGGAAACUCGUACGCUCUAAAAUGUGGAGGUCACCAAGGUCCACGAGUCCACAAAAGGCGCGGCAACAGGAAGGUGCAAAGUGCACGGUGGUGCUCACCGAUGUAAACAUACUGGUUAUACCAAGGCGCGAACGAUCCACGGCCGCUGCGGAAUCGACAGAGUCAAACGAUCAACCUAUAAAUAGUAGUGGAGGAGAGGAAGACAAAAAAGUAUUCCAAGAAGAUAUUGCGAUUCCUGUAGCAGAUAAAGAGUCGGAAUCCGCUGUCGAGAUGGAGCGGCAGUGGGCCGAAAAGGAAAAGCAAGUCCAAUCCAGGCUCGAUGCUGAGUUACUACGUCGUGUCACAGAGUCGUCUCGCUCUCCAUCUUUGUCGUCGUCUCGUUCUUGGCAAUGGAUCCAGGAUCGCUUGGCUGGAAUUUUGUCCAACUUGUCAGUGACGGUACGAAACAUUCACGUACGGUACGAAGAUCCGGGCACGAGUAUGGGAUUCGUAUGGCGAAUUCCAGCGUCGUCAUUCUCUUCCAAUGAAAACACUGAAAGGAAAACAAUGGCACAGCUUGGGCCACGACGGUACCGACCGCCAAUGGCGAUUGGAGUCACGCUUGAAGAAUUUUCGAUUCAGGCUCUAAAAGCAGCUCAGCCGCAAACCGAUUCGACAGAACCAUCCACAACUAGGCUAAACAUCGAUUUGAGUGACACGAAAGAGUCGGCGCACGCCAGUAUCUUUCGUCGCAAAACUGCAGCGGCACAGCGAGUCGCAAUAUACUGGGACAGCGAUUGUCGCAUCAUAUCGGCACUGGAAGGGACUGAAGGAUACAACGCCCCAGAAUGCAACAGUGGCGACCACGAGACAUGUUUCUAUAUGGCAGCAUUCAAGACUUUGAACGAAUUUACAGUUAGUGCACCGCACGGUCGUCAACGUGGAGAGAGUCGAUCUCAGUUCUCAAAUCGCCACUCGUACAUUCUGGAUCCCUUUUCGCCUUCAAUAGAAUUUGCUGUUGUCGAUCAAACGCAAUUUGAUGAAACACCGCGUAAUGGAUUUCUUCGGUCUAGUGACACAACCAUAUCCCCCGUAGUGCCACUAGCACCCAAUACAAUGAGAGCUGUUCUCCCUCCGUGUCAUAUAACCUUUGCGAGAACCCAUUUGGAGGACUUGGGCUAUCUUAGAAAGUCUUGGUCGAUUUGGAUAGAAAUGCAACGCUCCUCUCUCUCAGAGACAACGAUCCUCCGACUUACUCGACUGCGUCCCCAGCAAAGUGCUUUACAGGAUCCUCGGGGGUGGUGGAAAUACUCGUAUGAAGCUGUGCGUGCUCUGCGCAGCAACCACUCCGAGGGAGUGACCAGUCGAAGAAGACAUCGAUGCAAUAUUUGGCUACGUGCUGCCAGAGCAGCAGUACAUCGCCGUCGGUACGCCGAUCUGUAUAUUGCGUUGUUAUCUCAGGUAGCAGCGUCAGAGCGUUUACGGCUUCACUCGUCUCUUUUAGAAAUGGAAAGGGAGCUUUCUGUCGAGGAGCUCGUAGCGUUUCGGAUCUAUGCUUGGACACGUUACGAAAAGGGAAAGCCCAUGUUUGAAUUGUCCGACAGUAUGAAGGAAGCAGCGAAGGACGACGAAGUUGAUGGGUUUGUAGAUAAGGAAUCUGCAGAAGCUUGCCUUUCUUUGGAACACAGGUAUAGUAUGUUCCAGGAAAUGAGUAGGGCUUUAAGGCGUGUUGAAGCAAAUCAGGCACUAGAUUCCACUGCCUCGGAAUCAAAGUUGGAUAUGCCAUCCGGAAUGGGAGAAACGACGGCAGUCAUGAGCUGGACGACAUCACUUGAUUGCGCUGAGCUGUCUUUGCAAGUCAAUGACGGAUGCGCUCAUCGUUCCAGAAAUCGUUUGCGGCCUGUACCUGUAGUUCGGCUAUCCAGCUCGUUUUCUCAAAAGCAAAACCUGUUCCGUGACGGCUCUUGGUAUGUUUGUACAAAAGUUGGAAGGCUGAGGAUAAGGGACUGUACAUCAUUUCAAGACGAGAAAAUGUACGUUCGCCAAUUUCCAUAUUUGGUGGGGCCUAGGCACGGCAAUCAAGACGGGGCCGAUUGCCUUGAGGUACGGCUGAACCGCAAUAUGAGGUGGGUUGACGGAGUGCAGCGUGGUUAUUCAACGGUGUGUAAGAUUCGAGUGGAACCUUUAGACGUCGUAUACUCGACCUCCCCGGUGGAAGCUUUGAGUAGAAUUUUGAAUACUGCAAAUUUUGAGCUUUCUGACGACUAUUACCGCGUUGGUAGUAGAUUGCAUCAGUGGAGAGACAGGCAGAAACACCGAUUGCUUGCUGCACUUGCACACAAGGAAAAAACAAUCCACAUUGACGUAAAUAUUGCAGCUCCCAGGAUCCUCUUGCCUGAGCGGAAUCGACAAAAGAGUCGUUUACUUAUUGUUGACCUUGGUAAAUUGCUCUUCUUCAACACAGCGGCUUCGUCGCAGGAGGCCUCAGAAUGGAGUUUAAAUCUACGGAGUAUUCAAGUUCAAGGUUCCUACGUAAACUCAUUCAGGUCUCUUGCUGAAGCAAAUUCGCAAAGUUCGUCGACUCAGCAGAUUGUCGAACCUUUUUCUCUAAAUUUCAGUAUAUCGACAGAGUUUGGAAGUGAACCAGACGGUCUUCUACAGCGAAGCUCGGUAUCUGUCCAUGCAACGCUCCCUCGACUAGUAUUCAACCUAUCAUCUUCUGCUGUGCAUCUUUUCAUUAAGUUGCAGCAGCAGUGGAAAGAUCGUAAACUGGAGCUGCAACGCCAACCCGUACUUCCCUCGAUCGUCGGUGGACUGCGUAAUGAAUUUCAUGCGCUUGAAAAUAGCACUAUGCAGGAUAGAUCCCAUGAGUCCAAUCGAGUUUUAGAAUUCAGCUUCGUUGCUCCGCUUCUUCGUCUACGAUUCCUGAAUGAUACUGAUGUUUCGUGUGCAAGAGCCAAAACACCAAUUCAAUUGGUGGAUUUGGCUCUUCGUGGAAUCGAAGGUCGUAUUCAGAGCAAGGUCACUGUCAACGCAGAGCCCACUUUGCGGUGGACAGCCAAGAUGCAGUCUCUUGACACAACUGACCUGUUCCAGACGGCAGGAGCUCAAUUUUCGUUUUUGCUCUCAUCGUUCCCGCCUGAUAUUCGGUUCACCAGAGGAGGAAAGAGUGAGAGUACAUUGUCGGCCGCCGAUCUAGUAUCGUUUGAGUAUCGUUCACAGGUACGAUUGGACCAUUCCAAUUCUUCCGAGUGUCCGAGGGACUCGCUUUCUGUUGUUUUCAAUGAGUUGUAUAUUGAAUGGAACCCUGAAACUCUUGCAGAAAUUCAGCGCUCGAUUAAAGUAUCCGGCGAACGUGAGGACGAAAUCACCGAGGAAAGCUGCAGUUCACAAGAGGAUGCAUUUUUCGACGCUGAAGAAGACGAUUUUUUUGACGCGGACGCCUCUGUCUCUGAAAGCGAAUCUAGCUACGUCAUUUCCGAAAUCGCCUCGUCGCGCCAGUCCAGCUUUUCGGAACCUUUGAAUUAUGAGUUGGAACGCUCGCAAUUCGUUUCUCCUCUUAGGACAGCCAUGCCGCGCUUUCUCGAGAGUUCUUUCGGGGAUUGGGCUUCUGCUUGGUCUUCAAAGAUGGAAAGAAGCUCAGAUUGUUUCCAUCUGAAGAAGAAAAAGCUCUUUGAAGUUCGCUUCAGCUUGUCAAAGCUUCGGGUUAGCUUCAAUAAAGAGGUUAGACAUCGCAGAGUUUUCAUUGCAGAGAUGGACGGAACCGAGUGUCGCUUCGUCACACGUGAAUCCGGAGGUUCUGUGACACAAGUAACAAUCGGAAACCUGAUAUUCACCGAUCCAUCUAGCGCGGACAAUUCCACGCUGUACCGUGAAAUUUUGGGUCUCAAAACUGAUGUCUCAUCUCCAGUCCAUGGUCCUUCGUCCCUGCUUGAGCUCGAACUUGCCUUUAAUCCGAGAUCCAGGCAAUACGUGUUGGACGACCUCAAUCUAUCCCUUGAAAAAUCAUAUAGGGGUCCUGUGAUCAUCGACUCUUCUAAGGGAUUGCAACGAGGCUGUGAUCUGGCAGUUCGGGCACGAUUGAGCCCCAUGAGAUUUGUAUAUCUUCAGCAACUUUGGUUUGAAAUCAUUGAUUAUUUCUUCGAGGGCAUCGUUGGCUACGAGGUUUGGGGAAGUACCCGACCACUACCAGUCAGCGCUUUAGCAGUGGAACCAGUUAUUCAGACGGCAGAUGUGAUGUCUUUCACAUCAUUGAAUGUUGAGCUUCUCUCUCCUGUUGUAUUGAUCCCAGUCACGUACUGCUCGACAGAUUAUCUUCGUUUCGAUUUUGAUGCUAUUCGAAUCGCGAACAGAUACUCUUUUUCCCACAUGCGCCAUAAUAUUACUGGAGUGGAGGCUACUGACUCUCACAGUCAGUGGUUCAACAAUUGCACUAUCCGGAUGGAGAAUCUGAAGCUCCAGAGCUGGUCUGGAGCGGACCUGAGUAAUCUCCAUGAGUCGGCUAAAGCAUCAGUUGAGAUUGUAGUUAAUUGGCCUGUGGGGCCAACCGCGCCACUCAACACACCAAAAUGGAAAGUGGACUGCAAUUUGGACAGCGAGAUUUGCCUUUCCUUGGGAAAGGACGACUUUUCUGUGCUUCAAAAUUUGUUGUCAUAUAAUGUCGGAGAGCAAUCUCGUCAUCUUGACGAAUGGGAAGCCCUUCAACGAACCCCAAGGCUAGCUUUAACGGGGUUCAACAGGUCUGUCCUUGUUCAUUUCGCCUACGACAAGAAAGAUGGAACUCCAACAACAUUUGAAGUUGAAAUCAACACCCCCGGAAUCAAGAUGAUCAUAAGCGAUGAUACAUCUCGCGAAAUCGCAACUGUGAGAGCGUCCUCUAUCUGUUGGUCGUACAGGAAGAUGCCAGACAGCAUAACUCGGCAACGAAUAUCCUGUUCCCUCACUAUUUUUGGUAUGGUUGCGGGAUAUGAGACUCCUAUGCUGUCUGCCCGACUUCACAAGGCUGAACCUGAAGAGGAGCUCGCUUCCUUGAUUUACUCUUCAACGUCGUUUCCGGGUGGAAACAACGAAAAGGUACUACAGAUUGCAAAGCCUUGUAUUUUCCUUCGCUAUCGUGAAUGGCGAGAAUUCGGAGCAUUUUUUCAAGGCCUUAAGACGCCAACCUUCUUGUCUCCCGAUCAAGGUAUACAGGUCGGUGAUCGCUGGUACAAGAUUGGAGAGCAGUCGCCAUUUAGCCCAGUGACGCGUGCGCACCCCCAAGUUUUUCAGUGGGCGCCACGGUCCGAAGUGGAAUUGGAAGUGGAACGAGAGCCCUCGCCAAGUCCUGUUUUUUCCUUUCGGUUCCUUUUGGAAAGUCCCUCCCUUGCGAUAGGAUCUACAGAGUCGCUAGUCCUUGCGAUGAGAAGUAUUGACUUUUCCCAUCUAGGAGAGGAAGGGAAAAUAAAACGAGAAUUGUGUUUCGAUGAGAUCGAAUUGACUACGUCGAAUAGCAAGACGGCUAGUUUGGGUGGCUACUCGUUGAUUCGUCCAUGGCGCAUUAACGCCAGCUCGGUUGGCUGCAACGGAAAAGAAAUUUGCAAUUGCAACACCCACGAGUUCAUCAUCACUGCAGAUGUUCUGAGGGCUGAGGCGGCCUUUUCUGAAAUGCUUACAGCAAGUGAUGUUUGUUUGAGGCUUCAACAAGAUAUUGUCAAUUAUUCUGUCCCACAGUCUCAUGCGUCAUCACUUGGUGUACAAGAACUCAAGUCAGAAGGCCAAUUGAGGGGGCUUCCCAGGGAAGGAGGCAUUACGUGGGAGGUUGAGUGGAAGGGAUUGACCCUCGUUGUGAUCGACGACACAGGAAGGCACUUUGCAAACACGCAAGAGCUUGUAUCCCUUUCUUUGUCUCACCUUACUUGGUGCAGGUGUGAUAGAAAGGCGCUUGAAAGGUACUGUAAAGUGGAGGACAUCGUUCGAUUAGGUGGUCUCGACCUCGUUGAUUGCCUCCAGUCGACAGAUUCACCUUUCAGGUCGCUUGCUCGCCUAUGCGCUCCAACGCGUGGGCAACAACUUUCGGACAAAUCCUCUACAAGUAUGAAAGUUGUAUCUGGACUUUCUGAUGGUGAGCAGCGCCGAGCUGAUUUGAUGUUCGAUGAUGUUGAAGAUAGUAGUUUGCCAGCCCUCGAGCUCAAAUGUGUGCAGCUUGGAAAGAGCCGUGAAUACUCUGUCGCCGUCGAUUCAGUACUAGUCCAGUACAACCCGUCAAUCAUUAUUGCUCUUCAGCGAUUCUUAGGACGUUUCACGAAAGAAGUCAGUGCGAGAACAGGCAUGGUUAUCGACGAAGCUUACUCUGAAAGCGACGCUAUCGAGACUGCCACUGAGUCAGGCAAAGAUCAGUGGGACUCCCUGCAAGCAUCAAUAAAUUUCCGGAAUCUGUCUGUUACGUUAAACAAAGAGCACCAAGGUCGUAGUCUUGCCCGGUUCGUUGUCCAAACAGGGCGUCUUGACAUUAAAGAGACGAGCCAGAGGACUGAAAUGAGUGGUAGAGUCAGCAAAUUGACAGUCGCCGACGUGGAUGAAUCGAGUCUGAACCGCGAUUCGAUCUGUGAGGAAAACAGAAGGUUUCUGAGGACUUGCCACAAUCGAGACUUUAUUGUAUUCCGUUUUCGAACAUUUUCAAGUCGACAGCUUCUGGAGACAACUGGAAAGUCAGAGAUUCCAGGGUGGGUCCAAUCCCAGCUGGACCGCGACACUCACAUUGAUGACUUUCUUGAAGUAGAAGUCGCCAGCAUUGAGAUUGUAUAUCUAUCGGAAAGGUCAGAAGAGCUUCUUGACUAUGUAACCAAUGGACUCCCAGGUAAAGGUAUGGGAUUUACAACACGAGCGGCAAAAGGGUUUGUCGAGAAGAGAAUCGCCAAACGCAGCUUCUUUCAAUUGCAAGUGGAAUCACCAAUCAUUGCGAUACCCAAAAGUCCGAGGGAGAGGGAAGGAGUUCAAUUUGGCGGCGAUUUAAGGCUACAGAGUUGGGUUGAAUCAGAUCGAUCAGUCCGGCGUUCUUCACUUUCUAUUGAAGACUUUUCUCUAUUGAGCUACGACGAGCGUCGACUUGAGGAGAAUAUUCAAAUUUUUUCACCUUUUGAUCUCACCGCCCAUGUGGAAAGAAGUCCUAAUUCGAUAAAUGUAUUGGUCGAUAUGUCAAGUGUAUCUGUGCGACUCUCCUAUACUGAUUUUUCCCUGAUCGCUCUUGUCCUUCGCCUCAAUAUCAACCGACGUCCCGAUAAGAAGAGAUGGGAUAAUCUUGAGGUCGCAUGGGAGAAAGAGGUAGUUGAUGACCGUUCUCGGCAUUUUUCGAGAGAAGUUGCUUACAGCACGCACGCUCGUCGCGUCAGAUAUGGUGUUGUUAGGGGAUCGAGUAGUACUAUGGGACAGCAGUCAAGGGUAAAGGUUCGGUUAGCUGUUGGCUCGCUUGCUUGUAUCUUGCAUCGCAAUGAUUUUUUCAAUGGAGAAUCGACGAAUUUCAGCUACGACCUCGCAGUGAUGACCUUGAUUGGCCUUGAGAUUGCCACCACCAGCUGCGGCGACGACCACCAUACAUCUGCGUCAAUAAAAAGUUUUGAUCUUCGUGAUUUAGGGGAUGCCGGUCGGCGAGCGCGAGAAGUCAUGGAGGGGACAAUUCGAGCGCCUUCUUUGCAUUCGACGAUCGUCAAGGGCUACCACAGCGCUAACGUCAAGGAAGAGUCAGCAACACAAAUUGUCGUCUCAAUCGAUAAAAAGAAGCAUGACGCGAACUCAACAGGCGACUGCUCGAUGGAGACAAUUGUCAGUAUUGUAGUAAAUUUCCUGAGUAUUACUGCCCUUUCCCGCCCAUUGCGAGAACUAGGAGAGUUUUUUGGCUGCGCUUGGCCGUUGUCGGGUGGCGUGAACACAGCAUCACUACUGGGCCAAGAUAGAGUAUGUCAGGAGGAAGAUGAUCAUCAACCACCUAGUCGAGGCUCUUUGGACCUCUCAGCAAGACUUGUUCUGUACUAUCCCCGAGUUGUUUUUAUUUCGGACGAAUCUGUGACUUCGUCGAAAGCCUUGGUUCUCAGCGGACUUGCAAUCGUAAAUGGAAUUGUAAAAAAGAAAUCUACAACGAGCGAAGUAAAUCCGGAAAAUUCUUUGAAAGAAGAUCUUAAGGUCAUCAAUGCUGAUCUUCAAAAUUUAUCUAGUCACAUAUACGCCAGCGUGAAAGAUGCUUUCGAUGGGCAUACUCUGGUGGCGUCGGGAGUGCCCUUAAUUCUCCCGUUGACUCUCGGAGUGGAUGUCGAGGAAAUAAGAUCACGCGACACCAUAAAACGAAACUACGGAGUUAGCGUCGAAAAAGUUGCUGUUGUCGUUGGUGCUGAAGAUCUCAAUUUCGUCUUGGGACUAUGGCGCGAAUGGCCAGAAAGACAGGUUUCCUUACUGGAUGACAUUCCAGGACAUUGCUAUUCGGUCUAUUUUCACGAAGAACUACUGGGAUUAGGUUUACGCAAAGAUUCCGGUCAAAUUAUAGUCGAAUCAGCAGGUGACUCCCGUGUUUCCAUUGGAGAUUCUCUUUUCGCCGUGAAUGACAGAAUACUGACAGACAGCGACAAACGAUCGCUUUCUAACGUGGUUUGUCGCCUUCGGGCGGAGCCGCGUCCCCUAAAGAUGUCUUUUGUUGGGCAAAAUGAAGUAAAAAGUGGAGAACCCUGUAUCGACGGUUCCAUCUGUGGUGUUACGGAAACUGCGGUAAACGUAUCAAUUUCUGUGGCAACAUUCACCUUGAUUGAUAUAAAGACUCCAUUGUUCCGAGGCGAACUUUCUAGCAUGAGAAAUCAGUUUGGUCGACUUCGAGAAAGUGGCCUGGUUCAGGAUUCUCUUUUAGUUUCUUUUGCUCUAGGUCUCGAUUUCUUCAACACGAGAAACCGAGAGUGGGAGCCUGUUCUGGAACCUUGCCUCCUCUCUGCAUCGCUCGAGGUUGCCGAUACUCGAGGGACAUCGAGCAGCAAGGAGAUGACGAUUGAGUUCGGCGACAAGGUCACUGGUCCGAUUUUAGUCAACGUAUCCGAUGCCAGUGUUGCCAUAUUCCAACGUGCUGUAAAAAGACUUUUUGGGGGACGAUAUAAUGGCGGUCAAGAUGAGGUGCGGGAUGAAGGCUAUUUUACGAAAGCGGCAUUUGAUUUUGCGCUCCGGCAAAAAAGCGGCACUGAUGGCUGUUCUUUGGAAGAUGGCGCAAAUCGCUGCCCCACAGAUCAACUUGAAGAAGUAUUUCCCAAUACGCUUACAAUGAGGAAUUUACUGCCAGUUCCAAUCGGCUGGAGUAUAAAUGUUCUAAAGAGCGGAGACUCUACAAUAAGAAAUGGUGAACUCGGUGAAGACAAUACUCUCGCUUCUGGAGAAAACGUUGUGAUUGAGACUAUGGACGGUAACGUCGCUGAAGUUCGUUUUCGCUACUUUAAUUGGUCGCCGUGGUAUCGUUUGUCUCUUUCGAAAUAUUCGACGCCAGAAACAUCCCCGGUGCUCAUUAAAACAUUGCUUGGGCCUCCUAUAGUAUUUCAUCUAAGGACGGUGUCCAAUGCAGCGAAUUGCUUGGAGCUGACCGUCUAUGCUGAGCUGUGGCUUUUGAACACGACCAGCCUCAACAUUAGCUUCGGGGCAUCAAGAGAGCAGUUGAUCGGUUCUUCUUGCAAGAACGAAGAAAAUUCGAGCAAGCCCGAAUCGACCGCUUCAACAGCGGCGGAGGCCGCUCUAAAGGAAAUAAGCUCCCUGUUCGAAGGUGGAGAUGAUGGGAUUGAAGCGCAUUCUUACUCUGAGACUUCGCUCGAUAUUAUGCCUAUGUCAUCGCAGUUCGGCUCCUCCUUGACAGAGGAAACGUUCGAAUACAUCGAAGUACACGAGUCCUUGGUCGUACGACAAUGGUGGGCAGGGGAAGAAGCUGAAUCUCUCCGAUACGACAUCACUUCGAAAACUGGCGAUGGUGAAGAUUGGCAAUGGAUUGACGACACGUGGAUUGUAGACAAAAGUGGGAAAAGCGUGCAGGGAUGGGAGACAAGCCCCAAUCUCUUCGGCUUUUGUCGGACCUUUAAUCCAGCGCAUCGGUUUCGGAGACGGCGCUGGCUACGACAACGUCGUACUGCACAGCAGUUUGUGAACGCAUUUCACCAACCUCGAACACUUUUGGAUAGCUAUUCAGACACUCAGAAUCGAAACGAGAUGUCGAAGAUAAAAGUGGCUUUCAGGGCCGACGGUGGGCAGUGGAGUCUCUCCUCCAGCAUUCCGCGGGAUGGAACGGUGUACGGUGCAGUUCGAGUGCCAUCAACGAGAUGGCCACACAUUUCAAAUAGUGAUACGACGUCAACGUAUGAGCUAUGCUAUACCGUUUCGCCUCUUGAUGGCCCCUGGGGAGUUGUGUCGAGGGUUUUAGUUGUUACCUCUCGAUUUUUGGUGCGGAACCUGUCAAAGCGAAUGACAUUCCAAAUAAAACAGAGCGGUGUUUCUGACUCGAAAGCGGCGGUCCUAUGCAUUGGCCCGGGUGAGACGCACCCAUUCCAUUGGGCCUCCUUGCAUUUACCAGAGUUAAUCAGUAUUAGACCCGCGGCGAAAGAUGAGACUCUUUCGACCUACAGAUGGAGCGGCGGAUUUGACCCUGUUACAAUCGGGGCAGUCCCCAUCCGGGUUCGGUUGAAAGAUGGCUGCAGAGAAGAGCAGCAUGUAUCGUCUAUUCAGCUCGAAGUCGAAAUUAGACCUAAAUCAGGUGGGACCGGAAUAAAUUUGUCUCUCACGGAAGAAGAUGUAGAAGCAGGUCGGUCACUCUUUCGUAUAGAGAAUCAUUCCCCUUUUCCGAUUUGGUUGUCGCAAGAUGGAAUCAUAGCUCAAGGUGGCAACAAUGACGAGACAAAGGAAGGAGAUCUUCUCCGCCCAUCUGACCUCAUGUCAUUUGCCUUGGACGUCCCUUUUCGUCAAGGGAAGUACCACAACAGUCGAGCUGUCACCAUGGAUGAGUUGUUUCGAGUUCGUCUCGGACUAGCUCCACUGUCUACACGAGACGGAAUUGAAACAACAAAGGUAGUUCCCUUUACAAUCUAUGGAGCAGCUGUUCGAUUGAAUCCAUCCAAGCUCCUCAGUCUUACGUCUUCACUCCGAAACGCAAUGCAACAAGCAAGAGUUUUGGGUUUUGUGAGCAACGAUGGACCUACCCGGGUUCUCCGAUUCAUGCUAAUUCAAGUACCAAGAAAUGUUUUUGCUAAUCCGUUCGGGGAUGAUAUGCCUUCACCUGUCUCAAAGCUUGUUCAGACGUCGACCAGUAGAUUUGCCAGAGAGAUUUUAGGUGGUGCGAUGGAAGCGGAUUUACUGUUGAAAGAAAAUAAGUCCCCGACUGAAGCGGAGGCUGCUGCUGCUUCCAGCGUUUUCGAAUCAGACUCUGAGACAAGACCCUCUGGGAAUGACAAUCUGUCAAAUUUUACUCCAAGGCUAGCAACUGUAUCGUUCAGACUUUCUUUUAGUGGAUUUGUCGUCAGUCUGAUUGAUUCUGCCCCGACCGAGAUUGCCGUAGCGACUUUUAAGAAUUUGAAUGCUUUAGCGACAUGGAACACGCAACGCACGACGGACUCAACGAUUUACGUUACAGUUGAAGAUUUUCAGGUCGAUAACAUGAUUCCUAACGCCCCGUAUCCAAUAGCGAUUGGCCGCGACGAGUGGAAGCAAGAGGCGAAAUCCUCGAUUACCAAGCCGAAAACUCCUUUACUGGUGAUUGGGCUUUCGUUCGCUCCCCGUCACAAAUCCGAGAUCAUUUGUCUUAAGUCAGUGACAAUUGCCCCGCACAACAUUGCCGUUCAAGUUGAUCUUGCCUUUCUGGUUCGCCUACAGAAAUAUGCUCUCGAUUUGAAGGCCCACUUUCAACACCAAAAACAAAGUACUGACACGAAAUUUGAUUUGCCCGACUUGGCAAAACUUGUGCAAGAGGCCGAAUUGACUUCCAUGGGUGGUGGUGGGAGGCAAAAGUUCUAUUUUGGUGGUCUGACAAUCUUGCCUUGCAACAUUCGCUUUUCCGUUGCCCCAGCCCGUGCUUUGACCUCAGCACAAGCUGCAGUGGAAGGAGAGGAGGCUGCCGCGAUUCACCAAGCUGUUCGAAAAGGAGAUGUUCGUCUCGGAAAUAGUGAUGGUUUACUGGGUGUCAAAAUUGGUAGUCGCAACGCAACUCCGCUGGCGGUCGUGCGCGGUGUGUUCAAGAGUAUCGUCGUAGACGCAUUGCUUCGUUUGGAUGGGGCGUCGUUGAACUUAGCAGGAGUAUGCCUCCGUAACCAUGUUUCGACGUCAUCUCAGCUGUCGACCCAUUUGGGCGCCCAUUACCUGGCAUCUCUGCGGCAAAAUGUACCCGCUCUCCUUGCCUCAAUGGCUGCUUUUGGCAACCCACUAGGCUUGGCGCGUAGUCUCGGCGAUGGCGUUAGCGAUUUUGUGCUGGAGCCCGUCAAGGGGUUUCAACGAAGCGUACAAGAAAUGGACGCAACCUAUCUUAUGGACGGAGUCGCGCGUGGAACUGUCUCAUUGGCUCGGCAUACGUUUAGCGGUAUUGCUGAUUCUGCCGCUUCCAUUACGGAGACCUUUUCAAAAAACAUGACCGUCUUGACGUUGGACCGACGGUACGCCCAGAAACGGGACCGUGGAGAAAAUUUGCGGCACCAGACCGACAUCAAUGUCGCCCUUGGGCUCGGUAGUGGUGUACAAAAGCUCGCCUUGGGCUUUGUGGAAGGCGUGACGGGGGUGGUACAGGCUCCUAUGCGUGGGGCGGAGAAACGCGGUUUCGAGGGCUUUGCCAAGGGUAUUGGCAAAGGAUUACUGGGUUUGUUGGUGAAACCUGUGAUUGGACUAUCGGAUGGUAUCACGGACGUCAUGAUUGGUGUGAAGGGAAGCAUGGAAGGGGCCGGCGGGCCGCACAACGUACCGCUCCAACUCCAAAUUCGCCCUCGGCGCGCUUUUGUCGGCUCCAAACGGGUGAUGAAAUCAUAUAGCCCAGCCGACGCUGCGGCUCAGGCACUCAUGGAACGCACGCGAUUGGCAGGGGAAUUUUACUUUGGACACGUAGACCUGGGGGAUCGUGUAGCGCUGUUGAGCGUACGACAACUGCUCUUGCUUGGUCCGAGCGGCGAAGAGAUGCUCUUACUAAAAUUCAAGCACAUUGCUAGUCUCGAGUUCCGACAAAUCCGAUCAGCACAGGGGGACGAAGGUUGGGGUAUAAUUGUGAUGUUGAACACGCCACGACGCAAUCUAGCGGACGUUGAAGUGAUCACGUGCCGAGAAGAAGGUCCAGCAGUGGAAUUGCGAAAGUUAAUAGAGCAGGCCAUGGCACAAGGUGCUUUCUUGCCGGCCAUUAAGAAAUCAUCGUAACGCACCGGAAGCUUUGGAUGCUGCCGAAUUGCAUUGCGUGAAUUUUUCGGGUACCAAUUACUGCCUCGAGUGAAUAACAAAAUUUAGAAAGGAGUGUUGGGAUAG
Phaeodactylum tricornutum CCAP 1055/1 is the source of this 13680-nucleotide messenger RNA. RefSeq lists its product with no specific name. The record is from RefSeq and is a predicted model, not a curated record. The transcript is spliced from 5 exons. Gene Ontology annotation, cellular component: extrinsic component of membrane. NCBI's taxonomy places the organism in Eukaryota, Bacillariophyta, Bacillariophyceae, Surirellales, Neidiaceae. Gene Ontology annotation, biological process: protein targeting to vacuole; protein retention in Golgi apparatus. Bases 1 to 13575 code for a protein of 4524 amino acids.